This is a messenger RNA of Chenopodium quinoa (quinoa), 2080 nucleotides long. Its product is annotated as E3 ubiquitin-protein ligase MARCH7-like. The record is from RefSeq and is a predicted model, not a curated record. Gene Ontology annotation, molecular function: zinc ion binding. The coding region runs from base 205 to 1683 and encodes 492 amino acids. The transcript is spliced from 8 exons. NCBI's taxonomy places the organism in Eukaryota, Viridiplantae, Streptophyta, Magnoliopsida, Caryophyllales, Amaranthaceae.
CCUCCCUCGGUCCCUCCUCUUCGCGCCUUCUUUCUCACUCUUUUCCCCUUUCUCUGUCUUUCUGUUUAACAACCUAUAUAAAAUUACACACUUUUCUUUCUUUUCUGUUUAUUACACAUAAAAUUUAUUCAUUUCCAUUAAAUUUGCCCUUUUUUAAUUUCAUUUAUUUUAAAUUCCUUAUUUACGUUCUCUAUUUCAUGAAACAUGGAUACUACAGAACAUUCAGCUGCCACCCAGAUUAAUAAUCAACAGAUGGGAGAAUCAACUGAAAUUACUGAAGAAAAUUCGACUGGCCAACGCAGUAGGCCACUCCCACAACAUCUUUUCCUAGAAAUACCAUCAGAGAAUGUUCAAAGUUCCCCAGAGGAUUCUGUGAGAAUAAAUGUUCUUCCAACACCCAAAAGAGUGAAUUUCUCUCCGAUGCACAGCCCUGCCGUUGCUGGUUUAACCAGAUCUUCAAGCUCCAGCAUGCGUAGGGACAAGUCAUCAAUUAAAAGUCUCCUCCCUAGACUUAGUUUCAAGUUCAGAAACUCCUCUACAGAGAUUGAAAAUGCUGCCUUUCUAGCCCUCAGUUCUCCUUCUGCUGUGAGAGGGGGGAGGCCGCGAAUGAUGAGGACAUUUUCUCUUUCAAAGCUAUUUACGCCAAAAGGAAAUAAAGCUUCAUCCUUGCCUGUUACUCCAAUUGCACACUCUAACCCAGGGUCCACUAAUGGAAGCAAUAAAGGACGGAUCCAAUUACCUAUUCAUCGUUCACAUUCUGUUCCAGCUCUUACAAAAGAUGGUAGUAUACGGCAGGUGGAUUCUUUUGGUGGGGUAUUUCGUGUAGUACCAAUAACUCCGCGUGCUAAAGAUGGACCCCCAGUGGCGUCAGGUGCAAGUGCAAGUGCAACUGAUGCUGAUGAAAAUGAUGAUGAUGGUGAGGACAUUCCUGAAGAGGAAGCUGUUUGCAGAAUUUGCUUUGUUGAACUCGGGGAAGGUUCAGAGACACUCAAGAUGGAAUGUAGCUGCAAAGGUGAACUUGCUUUGGCUCACCAAGAAUGCGCUGUUAAAUGGUUUAGCAUCAAAGGGAACAAGAUUUGUGAAGUAUGCCAGCAAGAGGUUCAAAACCUUCCUGUAACACUUUUGCGAAUUCAGAAUGUUCAGGCUCAACAAGGAAGUAAUGGACAGCAAGCUGAUAUGACAGGUUUCAGGGUUUGGCAAGAUGUUCCUGUACUGGUUAUUGUAAGCAUGCUUGCUUACUUUUGUUUCCUCGAACAACUUUUGGUUAGGAGAAUGGGUUCAGGUGCAAUUGCCAUUUCUCUUCCAUUUUCAUGCAUUUUGGGUCUGCUUGCAUCCAUGACAUCGACAACCAUGGUUGGAAGAAAAUUUCUUUGGGUAUAUGCUGCAGUGCAAUUCAUUAUGGUGGUUUCCUUUGCACAUAUUUUGUACUCUCUGCUACACAUGCAAGCAGUGGUAUCAGUCAUAAUUGCUACAUUUGUUGGUUUCGGAGUGGCAAUGUGUGCAUGUUCCAUUAUCUUUGAGAUUUCGAGAUGGAGAAGGAUGUUGCAAGCUCACUCAAAUUCCGAACCUACUGCUGUGGAUGUAGUUCAUGUACCAACGUCUAACACAGCUAACAUAACACAAGCGACUUCUAAUCAACCUGAAACUGUGUCCAAUAAUACCAACUCUCAUCAUGAAGGUUAAAUCGCUUAUUGAAUGUACAUAACUACAUAUCAAGCUCUUGUAAAGAAAAUACUUUCAGAAAAAAGGCUUUUUCGUAGAUAACUUACGUAGUGUUUCACAGCCUUCUCUGUGCUAGAGGUAAAAUGUUUAUUUAUUUAUUUAUUUUUUUAUUUUUUUUUUCUUUUUUUUUUUUUAAUGUAAUACGAAGUAUUAUGGAUUGUUUGCUAGGAAGUAGGUUGGGAAGCAAAUGUAAAUCGAUUGAUGUAGAAAAAUAUGUCGCUUAGUUCGCUUAGUUUUCAGGCCUUAUGGUCGAUGGCGCCUUUGCCCACCUCCUUUGGUGGUGUUUGUUGUCUUUUUUCCUUGUACAAUUUGGUGGCUUUGCAAAUGAUGUUUCGUGAGUGUAAUCUGCAUUUUAGAA